UGUAGCUUGCGCCUCCCCUGGCUGUUUCCAGAACAACAGAGUAGGAGACCCCGCGAAAGACCGCCCACAAGACCCCUGCGCGCAGCCAUGAGCCCCGCCUUCCCCUGGUGCUCGGAGAGGGGCGGGACUUGGAGCGAGGCUGCUCCGUGACCCCACCAUGUCCUCCCCCACCACAAGUUCCCUGGACAGCCCCGUGCCUGGAAAUGGCCCUCCUCAGCCCAGCACCUCCUCUUCUUCACCCACUAUAAAGGAGGAGGGCCCUGAGCUGUGGCCAGAGGGUUUGAACCCUGAAGCUCUAGGCACUGAUGGGGCCAGCUCCGCCUUCAUAGAAGUCAUCCUAGAGCCAGAGGAGGAGCCGGAGCGCAAGAGGAAGAAGGGCCCUGCUCCGAAGAUGCUGGGCCAUGAACUUUGCCGAGUGUGCGGGGACAAGGCCUCUGGCUUCCACUACAAUGUGCUCAGUUGUGAAGGCUGCAAGGGCUUCUUCCGGCGUAGUGUGGUCCACGGUGGGGCUGGGCGCUAUGCCUGCCGGGGCGGUGGAACCUGCCAGAUGGACGCUUUCAUGCGGCGCAAGUGCCAGCAGUGCCGGCUGCGCAAGUGCAAGGAGGCAGGGAUGCGGGAGCAGUGUGUCCUCUCUGAGGAACAGAUCCGGAAGAAGAAGAUUCAGAAACAACAGCAGCAGCAGCAGCAGCAGCAGCAGUCACUUGUGGAGCCAGGUGGCAGCAGCAGCUCAGCCUCUGGGCCUGGGGCAUCCCCUGGAGGGUCUGAGGCAGGUGGCCAGGGCUCAGGGGAAGGCGAGGGUGUCCAGUUAACAGCGGCUCAGGAACUAAUGAUCCAACAACUGGUGGCGGCCCAGCUGCAGUGCAACAAACGCUCCUUCUCUGACCAGCCCAAAGUCACGCCUUGGCCCCUGGGUGCAGACCCCCAGUCCCGAGAUGCCCGCCAGCAGCGCUUUGCCCACUUCACGGAAUUGGCCAUCAUCUCAGUGCAGGAGAUCGUGGACUUUGCCAAGCAGGUGCCUGGCUUCCUACAGCUGGGCCGUGAGGACCAGAUUGCCCUCUUGAAGGCAUCCACCAUUGAGAUCAUGCUGCUAGAGACGGCCCGGCGCUACAACCACGAGACAGAGUGCAUCACCUUCCUGAAGGACUUCACCUACAGCAAGGAUGACUUCCACCGUGCAGGCUUGCAAGUGGAGUUCAUCAAUCCCAUCUUCGAGUUCUCACGGGCCAUGCGGCGCCUGGGCCUGGACGAUGCAGAGUAUGCACUCCUCAUUGCCAUUAACAUCUUCUCUGCUGACCGACCCAAUGUGCAGGAGCCAAGCCGCGUGGAGGCCCUGCAGCAGCCCUAUGUGGAGGCUCUGCUCUCCUACACUCGCAUCAAGAGGCCACAGGACCAGCUUCGCUUCCCACGCAUGCUGAUGAAGCUUGUGAGCCUACGCACGCUGAGCUCCGUCCACUCGGAGCAGGUCUUUGCCCUGCGACUCCAGGACAAGAAGUUGCCACCUUUGCUGUCUGAGAUCUGGGACGUCCAUGAGUAAGGGGCUGGUCAUCCUGGUCCACAACCUUGCCUGACCACCCUCCAACAGAUGGACGCUAUCACUCUCUUCUUCCUGGGGUGGAAAGGGGCCAGGGCAGGCCUAUGGUUUCAGCUGUGACCUGAAGCACCCUUGUGGUCCCUCCCUUCCCACUGAGUCUUCCAGGAAGGGUGAUGGGUCACUGGUCCUAACCUCCGACCUUUCCCAGCUGCCCUUCCCACCCAGCUUACACCUCUACUGCUCAAUGCACCUUGAACAGAGGGAGGGAAGGGGAGGGCCCAUAACUUCACAGCCCUGGAGACCAUAGGUCCCCCUCUUCCUCUGCUCCUUUUAUUUAAUAAAAACUAAAAACAAAAACAAGAAAAUACGAGAACAAGCCAACCCUUAAGUAUAGGUAGAGAGGGGGUGAGCUUUCACGGUCCUCAUUAACACCAGCCUCUGAAUCUAAUUCAGUAGACAGACCAGCAGCCUCUUCAGGCUGCCAGGCUGUUGAGGUGACAGACCAUCCCAAUCUAGGAAGAUAGGGGCUGGCUGCUGAGGGGGGGGUCCAGGCCAUAUGCCUGACAAGUUAAGACUCACCUCCCUGAAGAAGAUUGAUUGGAGUCAUUUUUUUCCCUUUUUUUUCCGGUUGGUACUGGGAUUGGGUGUAAGGGUGCUUUACCACUGAGUUACAUCUCCAGCUUUUUAAUUUUUGAGACAGGGUCCCUCUAAGUUGCUGAGAGUCUUGCUAAGUUGCUAAGGCUGGCCUGGAGCUUUCAGCCCUGUCUCAGUCUCUCAAGUCUCUGACUACACCUGGCUUUGGAACCACUUUUGAAGGACAAAUAAGAUUUAAGUUGGUGAUGGGUUGGGACUUUUGUCCAGUCAACAAGUAUUUGCCAAGGCCCCUCGUGGGUGGGUGGGUACUGUGCUGCCCCUUCCAGGGAUGCACCAUUCAAACACCAAGUGCUGAUGGAGAGCUUAGACAUGCCCAGCAAUUUUUGGCCUGGAAACAGUGAACAAAAUAAAGUUGAGACAUGGGA
Molecule: messenger RNA, 2550 nt
Organism: Marmota monax (woodchuck)
Lineage: Eukaryota; Metazoa; Chordata; Mammalia; Rodentia; Sciuridae
Gene: Nr1h2
Product: nuclear receptor subfamily 1 group H member 2
Exons: 9
Coding region: 158-1534 (458 amino acids)
Biological process (GO): negative regulation of transcription by RNA polymerase II; cell differentiation; lipid metabolic process
Molecular function (GO): RNA polymerase II cis-regulatory region sequence-specific DNA binding; zinc ion binding; nuclear receptor activity
Source: RefSeq, a predicted model, not a curated record